Bemisia tabaci is the source of this 2056-nucleotide messenger RNA. Its product is annotated as prolyl 4-hydroxylase subunit alpha-2. The record is from RefSeq and is a predicted model, not a curated record. Lineage: Eukaryota; Metazoa; Arthropoda; Insecta; Hemiptera; Aleyrodidae. Gene Ontology annotation, molecular function: procollagen-proline 4-dioxygenase activity; protein binding; L-ascorbic acid binding. Gene Ontology annotation, cellular component: endoplasmic reticulum. Gene Ontology annotation, biological process: peptidyl-proline hydroxylation to 4-hydroxy-L-proline.
CGAAAGCAGAUGCACUCUAUGAAACUCCCGUUUUUUCCCGGUAGUCAUUGAAAAGCACUCUCGUUCGGUUAUAGUCUCUGACAUCAUGCUGAGGAUCAUCACCCUGCAUUUGGCAAUGGCUGUCUUGAGCUACCACUUGUAUUCAAGCGGAAAAGUGGCAUGUCAAACGUCAAUAGAUGAGCGGUUGCUUCAGGACUACCAAGAGAUCGAUUCAAUCCUGCUUGAUUUUCUACAGGAAGCAAUUCUAUCGAUCGUAAAAAAAUUAAAUGAUUUAAAACUCAUGAAGAAUCACUAUCUUUUUGAGCAGAACCAUUUGAAACUAGAUGCAUAUAGAUAUGCCGGUGACAUUAUACAACACUUCAAAUUAGUGAAACGAAUACACUACGAUUGGGAGGAUACCUUGAAAACGAUUAAAAAGAAUCCUCUUAAAGACCUAGGUAAAAAAUAUCAAAAGCUUGCAAAAUUCACUUAUCCUUCGAUGACUCAACUUAAAAAUACUGUUCAUGUCUUUUUGGGGAUGCAAAGAUCGAUGAACCUGUCCGUCAAAGAUCUAGCCAAUGGCCACCAUCAAAACGCAAGGUAUCCGACAAAAUUAAGUAGUAGCGACUGUCAAGUUAUAGCCUCACAUUGCAUUUAUAACCCUACGAAACAGUUUGCUGCUUUGGAAUGGCUGAAGGAAGCAUACAAGAAGUUUGAUGAAAAAAAGGAGCCACCGCUAAACAAGCAAAUGUUGAUCUCAGAUCUGGCAUUUGCUCUAUCUAAAACAGGAAGUAUCAAAGAGGCUGUAGAUUUAACACAUGACUUUACGACGCGAUUGAAAAUGGACGACACAAACGCCUACUUCGAUAUGUACAUUCACUUUAAGUCGAAGCUUAACAAUCAACCAGUCAACGACAUGAAUGAAGGCAUUUCUCCUGAUGACACGUCUCUUGAAACCUGGACGUAUCCAACUCGAGAAUCUCACUUUCAAGAAGUUUGCAAACAGCUCAUCAAGUUUCCUCGGAGUAACACAGCUGACCUAAGGUGUCACCUCAGGAGGGAAGGAUCGCCUUUAUUUUUCUUGUCACCUUUAAAAGAGGAGGAAUUACACUUACGACCUAAAAUAUCCAUUUAUCACGAGUUCUUAACUAAUGAUGGAAUCGAUAAAAUAAUAGAGUCAGCGCGUGAUCAGAUGCUGAGAGAAGCUACCAGAAACGGAUCCAGUGCUGAGUAUGAGGUAGACCAGUACGUCAGGUACAGAAAGAUUAUUUUUCUGGAGAGAGGGAUUUCGAAUUUUGAGAGUCUCCUCAAACACACAAAUGCCUUGACCGGACUCAGCGAUGAAACCGCUGGAGACAUUCAAGUGAACUACUACGGCUCCGGGGGAGGACAUGCCCCCCGCUACGACGCGUACUCCGAGCAUUUUGAUCCACGCUUGGGAAAUCCAACCACAACAGUGCAAUUUUACUUGAAUAACGUCCAAGUUGGAGGUGAGACGGUUUUCGACGGACUCGAUGUACUCGUCAAACCGGAAAAAGGUAGCGUUUUGGUAUGGGAUAAUUUGAGGAGGAAUGGCCUGAUAGAUAUGUUCUCUGGACAUGGAAUUUGCCCUGUUUUCCACGGUCAUCAACUGACUGCAACUCUAUACUAUCAUCAUAAAGAGCAAGUAUUGCAUCGGCCGUGCACAAUGAACAAAUAUGAGUGAAUUUAGCAUUUAAUUACAUUGUCGUCUGAAAUCAUUAAAAUCUCUGACGUUGUUCGAAUUAUUUCAAUUAACUAUAUUCAGCUCAUGAAACUCUUAUUCAAUGAUGAAGUAAAUGCUAUGUAAGUACGUCAUAGAAAUAUUUUCAAAUCCUGACACUGUUCUAAAUCCAAGUCUUGCACAUAGUACCAUUAUAUAUGGGUAUGUGAUAUAUGUUUCAUUGAAUAUGUUACCUUGCUUUUUACAAACACACGCGUCAUCUCUUUUGCUUUACUAACUGAAAUUUAAAUCCAGCAAAAGGUACCCUUGUUUCAUUGUGUAAUAUCAGAAAUAAAAUGAAAUAAUUUUUUUUGUAAAUAAAUACUUUUAACUCGA